AUGACAAAUAUCUGUUGACGAAAAAAUCACCCCAUCUCAUACCACAUUUUAAUUGGUUGAAAACUCGUGGCGCUAUCGAACAACACGAAAAGGAAAACAUGGCAAUGUAGCGAAGAAGUAACCUCAUACUAAAAAUGGAAGGUUUACAAGAGAAUGGAGUGGAAAUGAUUUGUGAAAAUGAUUUAGAUAAUGUUGCAUUAAAUGAUAUUGAUGAUAUUGUAAAAUAUAUGUUCCAAGAUGAUGCCACUAACAAUGAUCCUUUUGCCAACCAGCUUAAUAGUGGAAUAAAACAAGAUCAAGAUUUUCUUAGUGAGAGUCAAAAUUUUAGUGAUUUGUCAUAUCUGGAUGAUCAGCUUGGCUUAUCAAAUGUUUCCGACAGUUCAAAUGUACUUCUUAAUGAUACAAAUCUGCUGUCAGGAACAGCAGACAAUUUAGGACUAUCCAUUGACAAUUUAGAUCUUUUAGAAGUAGACAUUAAUAAACAGCCUGUGGUUAACAUUUCUCAUCCAACUCUUCAAGUCCAGCAGGCAGCAUUGAGAUUGCAGAGACAAGCGCAGGUUGUGGCCCUUGCCCAACAGCAGUUGAAACAACAACAGCAAGCUCAAUUACAACGACAACAGCAGGCUCAGUUACAACAACAGUUGAGGCUGCUGUUACAACAGACAAGCAGUCAACAGCAGACAUUGGGUGUGAUUCAGAAUACUCAGCAGCAGACCACUCAGAACAUCAUUCAGACACAGCCACAGAAUAUCGUUCAACAGCAAACCAUUAGUCCUGUCAAUUUGCAACAACUGCAUCAGCUUUUAUUGCAAGCACAGCAAGCAUCAAAACCGUCCCAAAAUGUUCAGUCGAAUGCCAAUACUACCAGCACCACCACUUUCAGCACCCAUCCAACCAUCAUUCCUACUGUUACCAUUAGCACUCCAGUCCCUUCCACCAGCGUUAGUCCAUUACAAACUGUCGUCACUAAUUCUGGUACAAUAUUAACAACGGCAAGCAUUCCAAUACAGGUGGUUGAUGGGGACAAAGUUCCUAUAAACAGACUUGGUACCAUAGUGAAAGCUCCCAAGAAAGAGAAACGUACUACCCAUAAUGCAAUAGAAAAGAGAUACCGUUUGAGCAUCAAUGAUAAGAUACUUGAAUUGAAGGAUUUGGUUGCAGGAACUGAUGCAAAGUUAAACAAAUCAGCUAUAUUGAAGAAAGCGAUAGACUACAUCAGGUUCCUUAUUAAUGCUAACAACAGACUAAAACAAGAAAAUAUGGCUUUGAAAAUGGGACAAAAGCAUAAUGUUGAAGACUUGCUAAAGACUGGAAUAAUAACUCCUCCCAAUUCACUGAAAGGUUCUCCUGUACCCAGUCCUCCAGGAUCCUAUGACUUUGACAUGACUCCAAGCCCUAGUUCAGAUUCAGAUUCAUCAGACUCCGGUUCUGUUGUAGGAGGAAUGGCAGACAAAUCUAGAUUUGCUUUGUGUGUGUUUAUGUUUUCCAUCCUUGCUUUCAAUCCUUUUGGGUCUUUGAUAGGAUCUAUAGGAUCAGAUGGAAGUAACCGUGGUUACCAUCAUGGAGGAAGAACACUGUUAGCAUCAGAUGAGUCUGAUUCUGCUACAUUGGACUGGAUUUUCCCAACACUCUUUAUGUGGAUGAUGAAUGGUAUAAUUUGCAUAGGAGUAAUCACAAGGCUGUUCAUAUUUGGUGAACCAGUAAUUAAAAAGAACAGUGAAACUGCCAUGGUUUAUCUACGUCAUAUCACACAAGGUGACCUCUAUCUGUCAAGGGCAGAAUAUUCCUGGGCUACUGAACAAUACAGAAAGGCAUUGCAAUGUAUUGGCAGACCUUUGCCUACAUCAAAUUUAGAUUUGUUCUCUUCUCUUGCAUGGAAUUUAUUCCGUCAAAUUUCUCAUCAGCUGUACCUUGGAAAAUGGCUUUGUUUGAACUCUGGGUCAAUUCGGAGACGUUCCAAUGAUGAUGUGAUGUUGUCUGCAAAAUAUGCUGCAGUUGUCUACCACAAGCUUAACCAGAUGCAUAUGACAGGUCAUAUUGCUGGUGGGAAGUGGACAGGUUUACAUAUUGGUCUUUGUGCCGUUAAUUUGGCUGAAGCAAGUGGUGAUUCCAUGUCCAUGAUUCAAUUAUCUGAAAUAUAUGCCACGUCAGCACUCAGACUGCAAGUUAACCCACUAUGGAAAACACUUUUUCUUUCGAGGUACUUUCUGGGCCGAGCUAGGAAGUUCUGUGUUUUGAGUCCAGAUCAUGUACCAGCUUCAUUACAAUGGCUCUCCCAUCCAGAAGGACACAGGUUUUUUGUUGAUCAGAAAUGGCAGCUUGGAGGGAAGGACAGUCUCUUUACAGCAUUAUGCAAUCAAGCUAAUCCAUUAGAACAUGUGACCCAGGCUUUUAGAGAGUUUUUGGUAGAGAGGGCUCUAUACUGUUUACUGAUGCCUGAGAAAAGACUGCCUGGCAACAUGACACAGGAGUCUGAAGUUCUUUUAUAUACCCAGUUACUGUCAGAAGCUGCUGCUGGGCCAUCAUCAACACAGCUGACUGGGGAGUCUUGUACACAAACAGACAAUAUUUCAAAGUGGUGGUCGGCAAUUAUAACAGUUGGUAUAUUUUGGCUGUCGGGGGACGAAGACAAUGCUGAAAGGAGCUACUCCCAAUGUGAUACCUUCCCUAGACAAUUGCAGCAAUCUGACGAUCCUCUUCCUAAGGCUUUGUUAGUAGCUUUCAGGGCUAAGCGGAAUGUUUUGAUAGAUAGUCAUAGCUCAUCCCAUUACAUCAGACAGUGUGACCGAGCUGGUCGUCUCCUGAGAGAAAGUCUGAAGUUGUUAUAUACUAAAGAAAACAAAGACAUUGUUAAGUUAAUUCAGUUAUUGAUAUGUGAUUGGUUAUUGACAUCAAGAACAGACAUAUGGGAGAAAAAUAAAUUAUCUGAUGAAACAUAUACUUGUUCUCAAACAGAACUGAUAGCGUUCCAGCAAGAUCUAGCCAGCUUACGGAGAGUAGCCCAAGAUAAUAGACCAAUUUUAUCAAAGAUAUUUUUACAUGAAGCAACAGGAAGAAUGAUGGCAGGUGCCAGUCCAGGUAGAACACAACAGCUGUUAGACAGAAGUCUUAGAAGACGACAUAAAACAGGAGAAUCAAGUGAUACAGAUGUUCCUGACAGAGAACAAGCUAAAGCUUUAAUGAUGGCUGGUUGUCAUCUGCCAGAUACAGGAGAUAGGCUGACACUUAUAAGUGAAGCUAGCAAGAUAUAUGAGGCCAUGGGGGACAAAAAAUCAGUACAAAGUUGUCGUAAAAUGUUGAUGCAGUGUGAGGAUCAACAGAUCUCUAGCAGUGUUCCUGUUCAAUGCUGAAUGUAAUUCAUAAACUCUUUGGGGACUCGUCAAAAUUCAUGAUGUACAUAUUGACAUUUAUUUAUUUUUUAUGGCAACUUUAAUACAUUGUAAGAAGAUAUUGUAAAACUAUCAGAUUGAAUGCAGUUUUAUAAUAAUGCCAAAAUAUUUCUCAAAAUGGUGGAAAUUAUCAUUUAAAAUGGAAAUUGUAAGGAGUUAAUUGUUUAUGUAUGAUAGUUGUAAUCACUGUCUUCAUUGAAAUGUGUCUUGUGAUAAGUUUUUUUUUAUAUAUAUUAAAUGAUUUUUUGUA
Mytilus trossulus (common blue mussel) is the source of this 3639-nucleotide messenger RNA. Its product is annotated as sterol regulatory element-binding protein 1-like. Gene Ontology annotation, cellular component: nucleus. Bases 135 to 3350 code for a protein of 1071 amino acids. The record is from RefSeq and is a predicted model, not a curated record. NCBI's taxonomy places the organism in Eukaryota, Metazoa, Mollusca, Bivalvia, Mytilida, Mytilidae. Gene Ontology annotation, biological process: regulation of transcription by RNA polymerase II. Gene Ontology annotation, molecular function: protein dimerization activity; RNA polymerase II cis-regulatory region sequence-specific DNA binding; DNA-binding transcription factor activity, RNA polymerase II-specific. The transcript has 14 exons.